This is a messenger RNA of Mercenaria mercenaria, 609 nucleotides long. RefSeq lists its product as uncharacterized. The coding region runs from base 57 to 479 and encodes 140 amino acids. Lineage: Eukaryota; Metazoa; Mollusca; Bivalvia; Venerida; Veneridae. The transcript has 3 exons. The record is from RefSeq and is a predicted model, not a curated record.
AUUAACGUCGUUGUUAUUAGUUUUUCAUAUUCAAAGCUAGUAAGAAGGAUAAAAAGAUGUUUAGCAUUUUCGAGCAAACUAACCAGCUUACCACAUUGACACAUGUGUCCGGACAUAGACAGUCCUGGAGUACAUGUGCAGAUUAUAAGGCAGAGAUUGUACUCGGAGGAUAUAAGUUUCAAUAUUAUCAAGCUUCACCCGAGUAUUGCUAUACUACAACCCCGAGAUAUACCCGGCCACAUACUCCACCGCCACCUGAGAGAUGUAUAAGAGAAAAGUCCCAAGAGCAGAUAGACUCGGAUAACGAAUAUAUAGAAGAAAUGAAAAAGGAAGCCGGAUACACAGGAAUGCCGUAUGAAGAAAAAGAGGAACAGCAGCAAGAUUUCUGGGCAUUUAUUCAAUCAUUAAGAGACGAAAUAGGGGACGACUGUAUAGAUGUUGAUCAAAAUUAUUUUAUUUCCGCGUUUGAUUUUCAUUGAAUUAGUUUUAAUCAGCUGAUUUAUUAUUUCAUAAUCAUAAUUAUUGUUAUCAUAAUUAUCAUCAUCAUUAUUAUGAUUGAUUUUACCAAUCAAAUCAUUAGUUAACAAAAUAAAUCUUUUUUUCCUUGUU